Saccostrea echinata is the source of this 2807-nucleotide messenger RNA. Its product is annotated as protein mono-ADP-ribosyltransferase PARP3-like. Lineage: Eukaryota; Metazoa; Mollusca; Bivalvia; Ostreida; Ostreidae. The coding region runs from base 100 to 1701 and encodes 533 amino acids. The transcript is spliced from 12 exons. The record is from RefSeq and is a predicted model, not a curated record. Gene Ontology annotation, molecular function: NAD+ poly-ADP-ribosyltransferase activity. Gene Ontology annotation, cellular component: site of double-strand break.
AGUCUAUAUAUAUAUAUACAUACAUACACCGGCCGACGAUCAGUCAAUUACCUGUAUCAGCAGUGGCAUUUACAUUCUGUUAUCAUUGCUUAGCAAGACAUGCCUCCCAAGAGAAAAGCACCUGCCAAAGCAAAGGCGGGAGGAAAGAAAGCCAAAGUCAGUGCUCCAGAGGAGGAGGAUAAACCCCAAACCACGCAGGACGUCAUCGCUAAACUUAAGGCCGCAGAAAACAAGUCUGGUAAGAAGAAGAGAAAAGUGGAUAGCUUCGUGCCUCAGGCCAACACUUAUGAGGUAUUUGAAGAUUACGAUUGCAUGCUGAACCAAACAAAUAUCGGCCACAAUAAUAACAAAUAUUACGUUAUCCAAGUCCUGAAAAGGCUUGGUUCUCCCACCUUUUACGCUUGGAAUCGAUGGGGACGAGUGGGUGAGGCAGGUGCCAACGCAAUGAAAGGACCUUUCAACACAGCCGAUGCUGCAAUCAAGGAUUUCACCAAAAAGUUCCAAGACAAGACUAAAAAUAAAUGGGACAACAAGGACUCUUUUUCUCCGGUGAAAGGGAAGUAUACAAUGAUUGAAAUGUCUCUGGAGGACGAAGACGAGACAGACGCCCCUGUUGAAGUUAAAUCGAAGUCCUCCGGACCGACAGAAAAGUGUACACUGGACGCACCCACCCAGUCCCUCCUGAAACUCAUCUUUGAUCAUGAUAUGUUCAAGGACGCAAUGAAGAGUUUUGACAUUGAUGUAAAGAAAAUGCCAUUAGGAAAACUGAGCAAAACACAAAUCGCUAAGGGAUUCGAGGUCCUGGAAGAGCUAGAAAAAGCAAUAGAUUCAAGAAAUAAUACAAAAAUGAUGGAACUGUCCUCCAAGUUUUACACAGUUAUCCCCCAUGAUUUUGGGAGGAGAGUUCCUCCUGUAAUGAGGACAUUAGAAGCUGUUCGUCAGAAAUACGACAUGUUGUUGGUUUUGGGCGACAUAGAAAUUGCACAGACUCUUGAAAAGGAAAGAGAAAAAGUCGCAUCGGAAUCUGAAAAGCAGCCUCAUCCCCUGGAUGUUGAUUACAAUCUACUGAAGUGUGAACUCAAACAUCUAGACCCCAAAUCCAAGGAAUAUAAGGUUUUGGAGACGUAUACAAAAGAGACUGGAAACAAAGGGGGCUGGAGGGUGCCUAAAAUCAAACACAUCUGGUCCAUGCGGAGGGAGGGGGAGGAAAAACGAUUUAAAGCACAUGAUAAAAUUACCAACAGAAAACUUCUGUGGCACGGGACGAAUGUGGCGGUGGUAGCGGCCAUCUUAAAGAGCGGCCUGCGGAUCAUGCCCCACAGUGGUGGGCGUGUCGGAAGCGGAAUUUAUUUUGCUUCCGAAAACAGCAAAUCCGCCGGGUAUGUGCAAUGUGCUGGUAAAACUGGUAUAAUGUUUUUGAAUGAAGUAGCACUGGGAAAAGAGCACCACAUUACGCGAGAUGAUUGGACCUUAAAAGCAGCGCCCGCUGGGCAUGACUGUAUCAUUGCGAAGGGAUGGACUGAGCCUGAUCCAAAUAAGAACACAAAGAUCAAACUGGACGGUAAGGAUGUCGUUGUACCUCAGGGGGUACCCCUCUCUCAGCCGGAGUACGCUAACAAGAGCAAUUUUAGCCAGAGCGAGUACCUUGUUUAUAGGGAGAGCCAGAACAUGAUGAGGUACCUCGUAAUGGUGGACUUCUAGAAACUGCCUUUAAUAUGUUACAUCCUGGUGUAUUCAAAGGACUCUUGAGGGGGUGGGGUGGGUUUUGCCAGCAUAGUAGUCAACUAGUAUAGGAGAAAAUAAUGAAGUGUCUGUUUAGUCCUGUUAUGUGUGUGGUGAACUCUGAUAGGCUUAUUUCCGUUUCUGUCGUGUUGAGAAACCCAUCUUUUUAAAAAAUAUUAGUUUUGAUUGUUGUUAGAAAAUAUUUCCUAAUGAAUAUUGUUCAAGUUGUUAAGUACAUGUAUUAUGCGAGCGUACGUAAACAUGCAGAUUUUUGAGCGUAUAAUUUCUUACUUCUGCUUAAGACGUACUCUAGACUCUUUGGGAGGAAAAAAAAUGUAUAAUUAUAAUAUGUAUGACAAACAGCCUCAAUACCAACAGAAAGGAAUAUAUUAUAGAACUCUCCACAUGUCUGCUUAUAAAGCUCCAUGACAAGAACAUUUAUUAGAGAAUCAAAUUAUAUCAAAGAACAUUAUUCUAUGAUUAUUCACAUUUCAUAAUCCUCUUGUAGGAUCACAAGAAUUUCGUAAUACACGUUUGUUUUACAUAAUUAUACAAUGUGUAUUAUCGAUACCUUCACUUGUAUAUAUUUAAAGAGCAUUGUCUGACUAAAUAUCAAUACAUAAGAAGUCAGUACGUAUACGAUAGGUAAUCAUCAUAAAAUAUGCAUGAUUCUUUUUUUUUUUACUUUCAUGUAGCAUGUGUAAAUUGCAUAUUUUAUUCCACAAAGCCGGGAAAUCUUGUUUGAUAGAUGACUGUGGUUGCAUUACUUUUGUUUAUCUUAACCUAUGAUUAUAAAAGUAAAAUCCUCGAACAGUACUUAUUUUAUAGAUCUUUAAAAUUGUUUUCAAACAUUAUGCCAUAUUUAGGAAUGUGUAGUCUAAUAGAAUUCCGAAAUUUGUAUUUUAGUGAUGUGUUUUUAUUUAUUAUUAUUUUUGAGAUUUAAUUUAUACACUUUGAAAGAAACUUUUAAUUAUAAUUUAUGUCUCUUAAUUAUGCUUUUAUUAAUUUUACUAUUCAUUCAAAGGUAUUUAUGUAUUAAAUGGUGUAUUCUAAGUUUUAACACUACUAAAUCACCGGUUUAUUUA